AUGGCACCCGAAACCAAAAACGACUUUCUCGAUACAGCCGAUAGCGACGAGGAGAACGAUGUUGGCUACAAUUCUGAGGAUGAUGAUAUGAAAAAGGGUGGCCGAGGCGCCAAGCGACGGAAACUUGACUCGGACGACGAAGAUGAUCUGGGUAGCGAUAUCGAGCGCGAUGCCAGCGACGACGAGGACGAUCCGGCUGGAAAGGAUGUAGAGAAAAUAGAAAAGGAAGAGGAGGGGGAUGACAAACCGGAAAAGCCAAAGCGCAAGUUAAAAGACACAACUCCGACAGAGCUGCCCGAUGUCACAAGGACAUUGACAAAGAAGAACCUCGUCGCCUCCGAAGCCGCCAUCAAGAAGUCAGGCGUCGUCUACCUCUCCCGUAUACCACCUUUCAUGAAGCCCGCCAAGCUGCGCUCUCUCCUCGAACCCUACGGCACCAUCAAUCGCAUCUUCCUCGCCCCUGAAGACCCAGCCUCACAUGCUCGUCGCGUUCGCGCUGGAGGUAACAAGAAGCGAUCUUACACCGAAGGAUGGGUCGAGUUCACAAAAAAGAAGGACGCCAAGGCUGUAUGCGAUCUUCUCAACGCACGCACCAUUGGUGGCAAGAAGGGGAGCUACUACCACGACGAUUUAUGGAAUCUUCUAUACCUCAAGGGUUUCAAAUGGCACAACCUCACAGAACAGAUCGCUGCUGAGAACGCUGAGCGCGCUAGCCGCAUGAGAGCCGAGAUCAGCAAGUCGACAAAGGAGAACAAGGAGUUUGUCAGGAACGUGGAGAAGGCAAAGAUGCUGGACGGUAUGGAAGCCAAGGCAAAGGCCAAGAAGAGGAAGGCAGAUGGCGAUGGCGAUCGAGAGGGAGAGGACUCGGUGCGACAAGUCAAGAGAUCGUUCAAGCAAGUUCCUCUGGCGAAGAAGAAGACGGAAGUGGAAGACCAACCAGCCGAGGUGACGAGGGUACUGAGCAAGAUUUUCUGA
Fusarium fujikuroi IMI 58289 is the source of this 975-nucleotide messenger RNA. RefSeq names its product probable Pre-rRNA-processing protein ESF2. Gene Ontology annotation, biological process: endonucleolytic cleavage to generate mature 5'-end of SSU-rRNA from (SSU-rRNA, 5.8S rRNA, LSU-rRNA); small-subunit processome assembly; endonucleolytic cleavage in 5'-ETS of tricistronic rRNA transcript (SSU-rRNA, 5.8S rRNA, LSU-rRNA). Bases 1 to 975 code for a protein of 324 amino acids. NCBI's taxonomy places the organism in Eukaryota, Fungi, Ascomycota, Sordariomycetes, Hypocreales, Nectriaceae. The record is from RefSeq and is a predicted model, not a curated record. Gene Ontology annotation, molecular function: RNA binding. Gene Ontology annotation, cellular component: nucleolus. The transcript has a single exon.